CAGCUGUCUGUCAAACACGAGCAGUCUUGAGGGGGACGAGCGCCGAAGACGAGCCGCGAGACUAAAGAUGUCACUAACAUCAACGAUUUCCAAACCGGAGACCGAUGGCGAGCUGGGCGUCGACCUGCACCCCGUCUCAACGUCACGCUGUCCGACACAACAUGUUGAGAAAGUCCGUGAGAUCCCAGCAGUGGACGGAGAAGUUAAAGAGAAGCUGCACACCGACUCUGAACGACCAGAGAGGAUCUGUGUGGUUCCGAUCCACCGGCGUCCGGACCUGCUGGCCUCCUGUGCCGACCUGGUCAACUCCGAGUGGCGGAGGAGCCAGGCCGCCCGGGUCCACUCCCUCCAGAAGUCCUGCCCAGAGUUCCCCGUCUGCCUGGUCCUCCUGCGCGGCCGCGGAGAGACGGAGCAGCUGCUCGGCCACGCCCGGCUGUCCCGGGUCGUGGGUCGCAGCAGCAGCCUGUUCGUGGAGUCGGUGGUGGUGUCCGACGCCGAGCGGGGGAAGGGCUACGGCCGGACUGUGAUGGAAGAGGCCGAGCGCUACGCCGAAAGCCGAGGGUUCAAGCGCCUGUGCCUGACGACCCACGACAAGCAGCACUUCUACUCCCACCUCGGCUACGUGCUGUCGAUGCCGGUGCAGAACGCAGGCGCCAUGGCGGCGUUUGUUCCCAUGGAGAUGCUUUUGAGGUUCUCCAGAAUGCAGAGUGAAGAAGAAGAAGAAGAGGCGAACACACAGACAAUGACACGGACAAAGAUGAAUGCUCAGGUACCACAAGGAGGUGCUUGUGUUGUGGGGUCUCCUCCACCUUCUAGUUUACAUCCUCCACCCCCACCACCUCCUUCCAUCCCACCUCCUCCUCUACCUCCUUCCGUCCUUCCUCCUCCUUCCAUCCCUCCUCCUCCUCCUCCUCCUCAGUCUGCGGUGCAGCUUGUAGUUCAGACUCUGACUGAGACUCCCUACAGAGACGCCAAAGGAGUUCCCAUCUAUUGGAUGCACAAAGACAUUUGACAAAGACACACUUGGGAAGUCAUUCCCUCGCAUUACAUGUGUGCGCACAUCAAAAGACAGAAACACACGUACAAGGACAGUAAGCACAUGUACCAUCAAUGGUCUCUGACACACGGAAAACGAGUAAUGGAGGAAAGACACGGUGUGAAAGACAGAAAUGUUUUAAAAAAAACAAAGAAAUGCAAAAUAAACCUGAAUCUUGGUUGAAGUCUGGGUACACUCAACUCUUGUUUUUCCAAAUAACUAGUUUACAUACAGAAUGUUGGCCAGCACUGAGAAAAUAAGACCCAGGUUGUAAAACAGGUGGAUAAUUGCUUACUUCAGCAAAUUGCCAAUGGUUCAAGUCCCCCACCAUUUAAUAUUUACUGUACUUGGGUGUUUUGGCUUCACUGUGCAGAGCGAUGUAGAGCUCAGUUUGACACUAGAAGGCUGCUUUCAUAUCCAUCUGCUGCGCUCAGCUUUACAUCUUAGUUUGAGAUGUUCAAGAGGAUUUCGUGACAUCACAACUAGGUAGGAAACCAAUUCUGGUCCAAAAGGCAACUUAGAGAAGGAAACAUCCUCUGGCAGUAAGACUUUUGAGAUGAACAAUAUUUUCAUAUCGGUAGAUAAUGGAUUUUUCUAAUAAGAGGAGGAGAAGAUGUAGAUUAAAGAAUUCAUAACUACUCAAUUGAACUGUUUUGUCUGGAGGGAAUAUUUUGAAAGCGAGGGGAUUAGGACAAGGACUGUGUUUGGAUGUACAGGUUAACUGUGAAAGCUCAUAAAGGUAAUUUGGAAAAAAACAAACAUAUUUUGGCUCAUCCAAACAACCCAACCAAACGUUACUUUUACCCUUUGAGCAGCUCUGCUAUUGGGAAAUAUUCCCCAAAUCCAGUCUAUACCUGCUGCUAUUAAGUUAUGACUCUGUAAUGUCCGUUGUGAAUGUGCCUUAUUUAAGUGCCAGAGAACUGAAGUCUUAUUAAAGUUCUAAAGAACUGUUUUACAUUGAAAAAAAUUUUAUAAAGCUUUUCAAUUAUGAAACAUUCUGUGAAUAAAUAGCUUUUCUUAACAUAUUCAUUUGUCUUCAUGUUAUUGCCUGUCGGGAUUGUAAUAUUCAAAUAAAUGCUUUACAUGAUGUUAUAAUGAUCUCAGAGCACAAAGAAGCUGUUGUGUGUUAUGUGUGUGUUAGAUUUUCAGUCUAUUUCCAACACCAAGAUGUUCCUCAUCCGUAAAUCUCACGGCCCAUUUCUCUCCUGUCAGGAAGGACGGC
Molecule: messenger RNA, 2258 nt
Organism: Anarrhichthys ocellatus (wolf-eel)
Lineage: Eukaryota; Metazoa; Chordata; Actinopteri; Perciformes; Anarhichadidae
Gene: naa80
Product: N-alpha-acetyltransferase 80, NatH catalytic subunit
Exons: 3
Coding region: 68-1012 (314 amino acids)
Biological process (GO): protein acetylation
Cellular component (GO): cytoplasm
Molecular function (GO): N-acetyltransferase activity; acetyl-CoA binding
Source: RefSeq, a predicted model, not a curated record